AUGUAUGGCGAGGAAAACCUCAUUGAACCUCUUCCAGUGUCUCCUGAUCAGAUUGCUUCUUUGUGCUACACCUCGGGAACAACAAACUUGCCAAAAGGAGCAAUCAUCACCCACAUGAAUCUCGUGAGCGCAGCAUAUGCUAACACCUUUGGUACCAGCUUUCCCCUGGGCUGCUGUCUCAUGUCAUACUUGCCACUGGUGCACAUUUAUGAGCGGAUUUGCGAAUUGAUGGUAAUCACUGUGGGUGGAUGUAUUGGGUACUCCACUGGCAACCCCUUGGUAUACCAAGCUGCCAUGUCCACUGGUAAUGUGCCGGGUGUGAAGGGUGCUAUUUUCCGAACAGCAGUGCAGAUGAAACUAGAUCAACUUCACAAGACCAGGGUAACUGCCCACGUCAUAUGGGACGCAUUGGUGUUCUGCAAGAUUCAUGCUGCACUUGGAGGGAACGUUUUGCUGAUGGUCACCAGUUCUGCUCCCAUUAGCGGCGAAGUGGUUGAUUUCUUCAAGAUUGCUUUUGGUUGUGGUAUUACAGAAGGCAGUUAUGGCAUGACAGAGAAUUGUGGAGUUUGCACGCACACUUCGCAGGCAGACCCAACUGGUGGCGGGGUGAUCGGCCUGCCUCAACCAAUUCUCGAAGUCAAACUCAUUGACCUUCCAGCGAUGAAUUACCUGUCUAACGAUAAGCCAAACCCAUGUGGAGAGUUAUGUGUCCGCAGCCCAAACUGCUUCAUGGGAUAUUAUAAAGAUGAGAAGACUACCCAGGAGAUGCUGAAGGACAGCUGGAUACACACUGGGGAUGCUGCAGAAGUUGAUAGUUCUGGAUGCUUCAAGAUCAUCGAUCGAGUGAAGGUGCAUUGUCUUUUUUGGCCCACCCCUGGUGCGGCCACCACCAUCGCCCUUAUCUUCUACCCCAUCAUGAAGAGUUCUCAACCCAUCUCCAGCUCCACCGUCACUGUCAAUGGCCGCAUUGCGGGCUCCAUCACCACCAGGACAGCUUUGUGUGACGAUGUUGACGACCUGUAG
Molecule: messenger RNA, 1023 nt
Organism: Pisolithus orientalis
Lineage: Eukaryota; Fungi; Basidiomycota; Agaricomycetes; Boletales; Pisolithaceae
Product: AMP-binding enzyme-domain-containing protein
Exons: 9
Coding region: 1-1023 (340 amino acids)
Biological process (GO): long-chain fatty acid metabolic process
Cellular component (GO): endoplasmic reticulum; membrane
Molecular function (GO): long-chain fatty acid-CoA ligase activity
Source: RefSeq, a predicted model, not a curated record